Messenger RNA from Punctularia strigosozonata HHB-11173 SS5, 2754 nucleotides. RefSeq lists its product as uncharacterized. Bases 119 to 2251 code for a protein of 710 amino acids. Lineage: Eukaryota; Fungi; Basidiomycota; Agaricomycetes; Corticiales; Punctulariaceae. The transcript is spliced from 3 exons. The record is from RefSeq and is a predicted model, not a curated record.
GGCGUCCUCGGGCGGUUGAUGCUCGCCGCGCGCGACAUCGAACAACUCCCAUUAUUACCUCCCCUUUCUUUCUCUCUGACAUUACCUCUAGAAUCCUUCAGGACUGACGACGACAACAAUGGCGCUGACAGCGACCGCACAAUCGGCGCUGCCCUCAUGGGACGAGAGCAUCGUCCCCAGUCUCCGGAAGAGACUGGAGAACGAGAGCCGCAUAUUGUCCAAGCGGAUAUCGAACACCUCUAUGAGCGACGAGGAUGCAUACAAUCUCAGGACCGCCCACCGCCCGACCACCGCAGCAUCGGCCGCCACCGCAAAUACCUACAGGAGCGCUCAAGACGAGUCUUACACGUCCGCAACUAGUUCCCGAUCACCUAGGGCCCCUGGCGCCGCCGUCGGAACAGCGUCGACACCGUCGCGUGCUAAGCGCAGCCGUACAUACUCCCAGCCGUGGUCUCCCGACGCUGGGAGCGGCUCACGUUCAAACUCCCCUAUGGUCGACCGCAACGCGGACUAUAUCAAGCCCAGCCGCAUACCGGUCGCUCGCGCGCGCACGAACAGCGUGACCAGCCAUAAUGCGACGAACGCCGCGGGCUCCCCUGGCAGCUACCCUCACGCGAACGGGUAUUCCGCGAACAAGGACGACCUAUGGGCCGUUCAAGAGACCCACGCCGACGCCAAACCCUCACCGCAGAUGAUCUCCGUACCCCUCCGUCACCAGAACUCGCGCAUCAUCAAUGAGCAGGCGCCUUUCCCCGCGGACUCCGUCGGCUCCUCAUUUCGAUCUAAGUAUGACUACAAUACGUCGUACACGCCGUCUCCGCAGGCGUACGAUGAGGACGGCACGCCUCUGGGUCGUAUGUCUAACGAGUCGGAGGAGCGGCCCUUCGAGCAUUGGUAUCGCGGGGACACGUCUCGUAAUGGAGGCGUGGGUGAGCUGCGCGUCGGGAAGAGGAAGGAGAUGCUCGAGAUUGCGCAACAUGGGCACUCGCUCCGGAGCAAGCAGUUCGGGCCGAGCGGUCCUGGCAGCCGCGCCACUUCCCGCGCGGAUGUCAGGUCGGUGGUGGGGUCCAGGAGGAGGGCGGAUAGCCUCGGUGCCAGGGAGAGUUUCUACCUCGACGAGCAGGCAGAGGAAGACUUGGCGAGGGUGUUGGACGAGCGGCCGCUGACGGACGCGGAGAGGGACACGGAGGGCGAGGGGGAACAAGACGUGGAGAUGGACCUUCCCUCCGAGGACGAUACUACCAGGAUAGGGAAGGAGCAGCUGAGAGCGGAGACGCCGAGGGCUGGAGCGCGUAGUGUGACGCCCACUAACCACCGCCCUAAGGUUGGCCGCACGACCACUGCACCUGCCGCCCAGAGCUCCCGUGCCCGCUCUGAGCCCCCAUUUGCGUCAACCUCCAAGGCGUCACCCUCCUCCAGUCGCUCACCAAAUGCUCCGGCGCCGCAGCAACGCUCGCGUUCACAACAGCGCCUUCUGCAAACCCCGCCUACUACACCAGCUUCCAAGCGCCGCGUAUCACCUGCUUCUGCCAAGAGCUCGCCGAACGCCUCUGGGAAGAAACCGAAGACCGUCGCUCAACGCCGCGUCCCGCAGUCAUCGCUCAAUGAAGAUAACCGUCGGUCGAUCGGUUCUUAUCCCGAUGUGGAGGACUCGUUGGACGGGGAGACCAGCCUCGCGGACGCCAUUCCGAAGUGGACGCAGCCGAAGGUGGCGAAUGGAAACUGGGACGACGUCGUACUGCCCGCCGUGGCGAAGAAGAAGGGCUUGGAGGAGCAGUACGAAGAGGCCGAUGGGAGCCCGAAGGUUGUUCAGAAGAGGGCCAGCUACGAGUAUGAACCGGCGCCUGGAACAUUCGGGUAUGACUAUUCGAAAUACCGCCCCCCACGGACCGAUGGUCUGUCAGGGAACAUGGACGAGUUUGGCCAAAUGCCUCGCCUGGACGACCAAACACACCCCGAUAUCGAUCCCCCGCCAACUGGGGAAGAGCCACCUGCCGGCAAGCAACGACUUAGACCCGAUCCUCUACACCUCGACCAGCAGACCCCGAUCCGGUUCAAUGGUACACCUAGUCCACGGACGGCAUCGCCAGCCCCCUUCUCGCAUUAUAGCAGGGACGGGCACGGGACGCCAAUUCCAGGGGCUGGUAUACAGCCGCAACAGCAGAUGGACGAAAAACGGAGACAGCCGGCGCAAUUGCAAUUGGAGGAGCCCGAACACGGCGGCGGCUGUUGCAAAUGCGUUGUGAUGUGAUCUCUGGAUCAAUUUUAGCCUGGUUUCGACGCCAGGUAUAGAUUCGUCAACCUUCAUGGCUUAACGUCACUCGGAUGGACUAUUGUUGUAUCGCGGAUAUUGGUGGCUCUUUGUAUAGCCCGCUUUCGCUGUCUUUCCUCGGCGCCUCGCCAUCGUCGCUCCUUUUCCUGCUUCCUUGAGUUCCAACAGGUGUUCCUCCUUAUCACGGUUCCGGCACAUUCACGACGUCACCCCGCAGUCCGGCCUCUUCUCCCCCGUGUACCAUAUUGCACUACAAUUCCGCGACUCGUUCACCAUCCCCUUUUGGGGACCCCACGCUCCCUUCACCGCCGCCAUCGCCUAAUUGCCUCCCUCGUCCGUUCGCGUACCUCUCUUCCUCGACAAUCCGUCCUCGCCGUUCUGGUCUCCUCUCUACUGUCUUCAUGAUAUUUCCUUCGAUCAUCGGGAUUAGCCAUACCAUAAAGUAGAUUCUAGUCAAUUGUCUCAAAGCCACAAUGUUUUCC